This is a messenger RNA of Candoia aspera, 954 nucleotides long. It is a transcript of the gene TNFRSF13B, whose product is annotated as TNF receptor superfamily member 13B. The transcript has 5 exons. Gene Ontology annotation, biological process: negative regulation of B cell proliferation; hematopoietic progenitor cell differentiation; B cell homeostasis. Gene Ontology annotation, cellular component: plasma membrane. The record is from RefSeq and is a predicted model, not a curated record. Lineage: Eukaryota; Metazoa; Chordata; Lepidosauria; Squamata; Candoiidae. The coding region runs from base 123 to 818 and encodes 231 amino acids.
AUCAGAGACACAAAGGAGAUGACAUAAAGGAGAUGACCAUCAGCAAGGAGAAGUUCCACUCAGUCCAGCAGCAGGGAGAAAAGUAGAUCUCCCUGGAUUAAGACGUGCAUUUUCAACAGAUCAUGCAGUGUUCGAAGGAACAGUACUGGGAUGGGCUUCUGGGGAACUGUGUGUCCUGCAAGUUUGCUUGCCAGCCACUCAAACUCAAGGGAUGCGCCGAUGUCUGCAGCUCCUUAGAGUGCAGCAAGCAAGAGGGCUCUUACUACGACAAGCUCCUGAGAGAAUGCAUCAAAUGCUCCAGCAUCUGUGGACAACACCCCACAGACUGCGUGCCAUUCUGCAGAAAGAGCCUUGCAACCUCUUUACCAACACCAGCUGCUCUCCAGCCUCUUCAGCGCAAGCUGGACGCCACACACGACCAACAGAUGGUAGUCUACAUGGUCCUGGGAUUCUCGCUCUGCAUUCUGCUCUUUUGCCUGCUCUUGACUUGGGUUUACUUUCGAAAAAAGGGGGAGGAGAUGUCCUGUGGAGCCAGCCCAGCGGCUUGCCAUAAAAAGGGAGAUCCACCAAAAGAUCGUCUCAUGGAAGCGGGAAGUCUCGGAAGCGAGUCCAGGGGCAGCCAAACUCCAGAGCCCGUGGAAACGUGCGGCUUCUGCUUUCCCGAAGUGAGCCCGGCCGUCCAGGAAACCCGAGCGUGCCCUAGGACGUAUCAGCUGGGGAUGCUGGCUGAUGCUGCUGCAGGAACUAUUCCUACCUCUGAAGACUGCCAUUUCCAAAUUAUAUGUUCUCCCUCCCAAGAAAAGAUGCAGAUGAGCUAAGCAAUGCAUGGUGGGAUACUACAGGAGCAUGACCCUCCCCGACCCCCCUCUCCGUAAGAAAGCUGCUUGAAUUGUUGAGGUCCUUCCCCUAGGCACAAGGGGACAUACUGUCCUACGCUAACAGGAAUAGAUCUUA